AUGUUAUCAUCCUCAUCUUCCACUGCUCCACCAUCAAAGGACAAUACUGAUCAGUGUACUCCUUCGAGCGAAGAAAUUAAUGCCUGUAAAGAAAUGAUGAUCAAACAAUUAACGGAGGAAUAUUCCUUGCCAGAUAUUGUUGAAGAAUUGAAGAGGACCAAGUUGAGGCUUGUUUAUUGUUUAUAUGAAUUUUUGAUUAAUUCCAAUCGAUUACAUCAAAGUAUGAGAUAUCCAAAUUUAUUUGUCUAUCCACAUAUCGGAAAUGAUGAACCUUAUUAUGAUGUUAAUUAUCAUAAUUAUGAAUUGAAAUAUGAUUAUAGUAUUUAUAGUGAUAUUCAAUUGAGAUUGGAAUCUUAUUUUGAAGAUAUUAAAUCGGAAUUUAUUAACAAUUAUUUAAAUAUUGAUGAUUUGAAUAUUGAUAAUAUUAAAAGUAGUGUUACUGGACAGUGGAAUGCUAUUUAUUUGGUCAAUCAAGGAAAGAUUGAUGAACAAAUUUGUAAAUUAUUUCCAAACACAACAAAUAUUAUUGAAGAUAUUUUAGGAUUUAAUGAUAGAAUUUGUAGAUUAAAUAUUGGAUAUGUCUAUUUCAGUAUUAUUCAUAAGGGUACUCAUAUUAAACCGCAUUGUGGUGUAUCAAAUAUUAAAUUGAGAAUUCAAUUACCUUUAAUUGUAAAUGAUCAUGUCACUAUGAAAGUUAAAAAUGUAGAAAGACAAUAUAAUGAAGGUGAAAUAAUUAUUCUCGACGAUAGUUUCGUUCAUGAAGUAAUCUACAAGGAUGCCAAUGACAAUCUAAUCCUCGAUCAGGAUGAGCAAUUAUUCUCCUCCACCAACAAUGAAAAUAUAGAACUCGAUGAACCAAAAGAACUAUCUAGUGAAGAAAUCAAACAAAAAAGAAGAGAAGAAUUGAGUGAUAUUCGAGUUGUCCUUUUAAUUGACAUUAACCAUCCAGACCUCACCAAGGAAGAACUUGACCUCAUUCAAGUCUUUUUCGCUCAACUCGAUGGUUCCAACCAAAAUUAA
Naegleria gruberi is the source of this 1020-nucleotide messenger RNA. Its product is annotated as aspartyl beta hydroxylase. NCBI's taxonomy places the organism in Eukaryota, Heterolobosea, Eutetramitea, Acrasida, Naegleriidae. The record is from RefSeq and is a predicted model, not a curated record. The transcript has a single exon. Bases 1 to 1020 code for a protein of 339 amino acids.